UUCAAGUGAAAAGUAGGAAAUCUGAGAGAAAUAAAAAAAUAUUAAUAAUUGAAUAUAGAUUAAUUAAUUAGUUGAGAAAGGAAAAGUCAAAGGAAGUGAAAAUAUUCUCAAGGUUUUUAGUGCAAUUCAAAUAAAAAUAAAAUAAUUAAAUAUGAGACCACUCUUUGGAAACGACAUCACAAACACCCAAAACUCAGGAAAUGGGAAUAAUGACGAUGAUGGAAAUAAUAAUCGCAAUAAUAAUCACAUUAUUGACAGAUUAACACAGAAUGGUGCAACUCCAGUUGCCACAAUUGCUGGCAAGGGAAUCAUUCGUGUUGUAUCGAGAUGUGAAGAUGCUAAAGAAAAUAAUAAUUUAGAUUUGUCAGAAUGCUCAUUAAUUCAAGUACCUGAUGCAGUAUUUCAUCUCAUGCGUCAUACUGAGCUGAAAAGCUGUGAUUUAAGUGGAAAUGUGAUAACAAAAAUUCCACCUAAAUUCGCUGUCAAAUUCAACUUGAUUACAGAACUGAAUUUAUCACACAAUCAAAUGGCAAAGUUACCCGAUGAGCUCUCCGAUUUAGCAUCACUUGAAUCAUUAGACAUCUCACACAACAGCUUCCUCUCACUUCCAUCUGUUAUAUUUAAAAUGAAAAAGCUCAAAAAACUCAACGCAAACACAAAUAAAAUUAUUGAAAUUGAUUUUGAUCUUCUGGAUUAUCAAAAUAAUGCAUUGGAACUCGUUGAUCUUCGAUGGAAUCCAUUGACUGGGAUUUGCUACGAUAUUAUUAAAACUGCUAAAGUAAACUUUAAAAUUGAGAUUUCAGACAGACAGAAAGAGGAAUGGGAAGACUUGGAUAUUUAAAGUAACACACAAAUUGUCUUUGGAACAAAUUAAUCCACUACAUUUGAUAUCAAAAAAACAGGAACAAAUUUACUUUAGAUUUAAUUUUAUUUUUAAGUAAACUCAAGGUUCUCAAUGAGAAUUCAAGUACUUAAAAUAAUAAUAAUAAUACAUUUGUGUUCCUUUAUGAUGUUGUUUCUUUAGGAGAUUAUAGUGGGAGUAGAGUGUUGGCUAUGUGCUGUAAUAUAUAGGAUGAUU
This is a messenger RNA of Chironomus riparius, 1078 nucleotides long. The record is from the annotation of a GenBank genome assembly. Lineage: Eukaryota; Metazoa; Arthropoda; Insecta; Diptera; Chironomidae.